AUUAAAUCAAAGGUAGAUAGUUAGUGGAGUAUAAAAUAGAGAUCCCAUGAACAGAUGACUAUCAGUUCUCUUUCACUUAGGCGUAUCAAAACAUUUUGUGUUUACAUAUUUGAAAACUUUAGCAACAUGUUCAAAUUCUGCCUUCUGUCAGCUUUGUGCGCAAUUGCAUCCGCCGGGCUUGCUCCUUUGGCUCCAGCUCCAUGGUUGAAGGCAGCACCACUUGCUCUAAGCGCUCCAGCUCCAUGGAUUAAGGCAGCACCACUCGCUCUAAGCUCCCCAGCACCAUGGAUUAAGCCAGCAUCACUGGCACUUGCUCCAGCUCCAUUGAUUAAGGCAGCCCCAUUGGCACUUGCUCCAGCUCCAAUUUUUAAAGCUCCUCUAGCCUAUGCUCCAGCUCCAAUUCUGAAGGCUGCUCCUCUAGCGUAUGCUCCAGCUCCAAUCUUGAGGCCUGCUCCUUUAGCUCUUGCCCCAGCUCCAAUUCUGAGACCAGCUCCCAUCAUUAAGUCAUCCCCACUUCUUUUAUCUGCCCCAGCUCCAAUUUUCAAGUCUGCAUCAAUUGCCUUUGCUGCUCCAGCUCCAAUAUUGAAAGCAGCUCCACUUGCCCUUGCUGCUCCAGCUCCAAUCUGGGGAUCACAUGCUCCCCUAGGUUUGAAAUCAGGAUGGAGUGGCGCUUUACUUAAGGGAGGAUUAGGACCAUGGUAAAUAUUGUUGUGUUAUUUCAUUGUAAACCAAAAUGAGUUUUGUUAAUGUACAUAGAUUUUAAAAUAAACGAAAAUAAUGUAAAAGUGAAA
Messenger RNA from Hermetia illucens (black soldier fly), 791 nucleotides. RefSeq names its product skin secretory protein xP2-like. The coding region runs from base 55 to 702 and encodes 215 amino acids. The record is from RefSeq and is a predicted model, not a curated record. NCBI's taxonomy places the organism in Eukaryota, Metazoa, Arthropoda, Insecta, Diptera, Stratiomyidae. The transcript is spliced from 2 exons.